AUGGAUGCCGAUGUCGAUGCGAUCGAUAUCGAUGAUGAUGAUGACGACGAUGCUGGUAUAUUCAGCAUCGCCAAUGCCUGCCAAAGUGAGGACUAUGACGCCCUCACUGGUGAAGACAACGUUCUUGCAGCAGUGCACACGAAGCGCACUGCUGUUGACAAGGAUGAAUCGGCAGAGUAA
Molecule: messenger RNA, 180 nt
Organism: Peronospora matthiolae
Lineage: Eukaryota; Oomycota; Peronosporomycetes; Peronosporales; Peronosporaceae
Source: the annotation of a GenBank genome assembly